AUGUGUUGCAGUGCACGCCCCAGCCCGGACACCGCAGCCUCAUCGUACAUGUUCUCUUUGUUGCUGUCUGUUCUCUUGCCUGCUGGGCCAGCUUUCGCGUUUCUUAGCUCCGAGCUCUGCGAGCUCUGCUCCGAGCGUGAGCGAACGCUGAGAGCCUGCUCUGACAGUGACAGCCCGGCUGUGACAGCCCAGCAGAGGGCUCGAGGGCCUUCGAUCAGAAGGCGGGUUUCCGAAACGUCACAGCUCCUGGACCUGCUAGGACCAGAGACGUUGUGUUCAGUGUGGGAGAAAAUUGGUGCUGCAGUGGAGCUGUUGUGUGGAUGUUGGGUGGCACUGGACGCUCUGCCCAGCCAGGCUUUGCCGCAGCUCCUCUGA
This is a messenger RNA of Symbiodinium natans, 375 nucleotides long. Lineage: Eukaryota; Dinophyceae; Suessiales; Symbiodiniaceae. The record is from the annotation of a GenBank genome assembly.